UUUUUUGGUUCUGUGCUUAAGCUUUGUAUAUAUCAGUAUAAGGACGCGAAUUAUACAGUUUUGUAUUCAUUAAGCAAAUUUGAAGACAUUUAGCGAUGGCAACAGAGUCUGUAGAAAAAACUAGCGACGAUGCUCCGGCUAACGGCAAAGAUUGCACCCGAUUCGACUUGGAGAAGGAGACCGAGCUUCGGUUUGAGGUGGAAGCAGGAGAGGCCGCGGAGCAAGUGGAGCUGGAACUCCUGUCGGGACUGGCUGAAGUGUUCGGUUCAGAACUGAACCGCAACAAGAAGUACGUGUUUGGACCAGGAUCCAAAAUAGCUGUUUUCACCUGGCAAGGAUGCAGUGUGAAUCUUCAUGGAAAGCCAGAGGUGGCCUAUGUGUCUAAAGAUACUCCCAUGCUGCUCUACCUGAACACCCACGCUGCCCUGGAACAGAUGAGAAAACAAGCAGAACGGGAAAAUGAGAGGGGACCAAGGGUGAUGGUGGUGGGUCCCACAGAUGUAGGGAAGUCAACAGUGUGUCGAAUGCUUCUCAACUACGCUGUCAGGGUUGGCAGGAGACCAACCCUUGUGGAACUGGAUGUUGGACAAAGUGGUGUGUCAGUACCAGGGACGGUGUCAGCGCUGUGCAUUGAACGGCCGGCGGAUGUGGAGGAGGGCUUCUCUGUCCAGGCUCCUCUGGUCUACCACUUUGGCUCCACCACUCCAGGCACCAACAUUAAACUUUAUAACAAGCUGACAUCCUGCCUCGCUGAGAUGUUUUCCCAGCGCUGUGAGGUAAACAGGAAGGCCAGCGUAGGAGGCUGCAUCAUCAACACCUGCGGCUGGGUGAAGGGUUCAGGAUACCAGGCUUUGGUCCACUGUGCCUCCACCUUUCAGGUGGAUGUGGUGCUGGUUUUGGACCACGAAAGGCUCUACAAUGAGCUUAAACGCGACCUGCCCCACUUUGUGCGAGUUGUACUUCUGCCCAAGUCUGGGGGGGUGGUGGAGCGCUCCAAAGAGUGCCGGCGGGACACCAGGGAUGAAAAGAUCCGCGAGUAUUUCUAUGGAUUCCGUGGAGUGUCCUACUACCCCUUUUCCUAUGAGGUGCGCUUCUCUGACGUCCGCAUUUACAAAAUUGGUGCACCGUCUAUCCCAGACUCGUGCUUACCUCUAGGGAUGUCUCAGGACGAUACGCAGCUAAAGCUGGUGCCUGUCACACCAGGGAGAGACCUGACGUACCAUGUUCUGAGCGUGAGCAGCGUUGACGACGGAGACGAAGGUGCAAGAAAGAGCAUUGUGGAGAUUCCUGUGUGUGGUUUUAUUGUGGUAACUUUUGUUGACACUCAGACACAGGUGAUGAAAGUGUUAUCCCCAGCACCCAGACCUCUCCCCAGACACACUCUGCUUAUCAUGGACAUACGCUUUAUGGACAUGAAGUAAUGCAGAACAUACUUGAAGUGAGGAGAGAUGGGUGCAUUUGUUUAAAAGUUUUUGGUGUUUUGUAAAAAACCUCUGUAACAAAGUACCUCAGCAAUUUGUUGUAAAUGAUGACAUAUUUUUAAACUUUUAUGUACAAAUGCAAAA
Molecule: messenger RNA, 1565 nt
Organism: Oryzias latipes (Japanese medaka)
Lineage: Eukaryota; Metazoa; Chordata; Actinopteri; Beloniformes; Adrianichthyidae
Gene: clp1
Product: cleavage factor polyribonucleotide kinase subunit 1
Biological process (GO): mRNA 3'-end processing; tRNA splicing, via endonucleolytic cleavage and ligation
Cellular component (GO): mRNA cleavage factor complex; nucleus
Molecular function (GO): polynucleotide 5'-hydroxyl-kinase activity
Source: RefSeq, a predicted model, not a curated record